This is a messenger RNA of Cryptomeria japonica (Japanese cedar), 2082 nucleotides long. RefSeq names its product wall-associated receptor kinase 2-like. Gene Ontology annotation, molecular function: protein serine/threonine kinase activity; ATP binding; polysaccharide binding. The transcript is spliced from 6 exons. Gene Ontology annotation, cellular component: plasma membrane. Bases 1 to 2082 code for a protein of 693 amino acids. Gene Ontology annotation, biological process: protein phosphorylation; cell surface receptor signaling pathway. NCBI's taxonomy places the organism in Eukaryota, Viridiplantae, Streptophyta, Pinopsida, Cupressales, Cupressaceae. The record is from RefSeq and is a predicted model, not a curated record.
AUGCAUUGCGGUGUUGUGGUCCGCUUUGUUAUUUGGCCCUAUUUGGUGGGCUUUACUGCUGCUGCAAAAUGUGUUCCUGAAAAGUGUGGUUCGAUGAAUGUGAGUUACCCUUUCUGGAUCAACAACGAGAAUUGUGGAAAGCAUGGUAAAGGUUUUCAUAUGGAAUGCAAGGAGGACAAAGAUAAUGGGAUGAUGGCUCUAUCUCUUCCUGCUCAUUAUAAUAAUAAGGGGAUGGUUAGUACAAGAUCUUAUUAUAAGGUUUGGGAUAUCGAUUAUUCUGGGAACAUCGUCAUCAAUUCGAGUUCUCUUAAAGCCAAUUCGUGUCUGGCAAGUGGAGGGGAAGACGCAUUCGUAGUGUUUCGGCUAGCCUUGCCUUUCACUAUAUCUAUGUCCAAUAGAUUUGUGGUUGUUGGAUGCAGCACAUCAGGUAGUUACGAUUAUGAUGACCUGGGAGGACAAGCGAGAUGUGUAGCAGGAUGUGCCUCUCAGAGUUAUUCACCAUACUGCCGCUAUGGCAGUUGUGAAAUUACUCUUCCAGAUAAUUAUCCGUGGAUAAAAUUCACAGGUGGACGUUUAUCUAAUUUAAGCGGUAAUGAGAAAGAAUGUGGCUUCUCCACCAUAUUGGAUCCAUCCACCUUCAGAGUGGUGGAUAAUAAAACAAACCUCUUUUGGGGAGAAGGCAGGAAGGCUGAUUAUGGUCUCCACCUUAACUGGGGUGUCGGCCAUCAGAAUUGUUCGACGGCUCAAGGAACAUCCAAUUAUUCUUGCUCCAUCAACGCAGACUGCCUUGAAUCCCCUUCCGGAUUAGGUCACGUCUGCAGAUGCCUUCCUGGGUAUGAAGGAAAUGGUUACUUGAACGGCACAGAUUGUACAGCAACAGCAACGCAACGAAAAACGGAAUUUAGAAAGACGGGAAACCCGUUUCUGCCGUCGAAACGCGAAACGGGGCUUUCCCGUCGCGUUUCUGUUAACUAUGCGUGGAAGCAUCCAAGGGAGGUGUUUGCCAUAAUUUGGCAGGAUCUUACAUUUGUUCAUGUGCAAAGGGUUACGCUGGAGACGGCUUCACAAACGGGUCAAGGCUCUGUUUAUGCAUUCGUUGGGGCUUCUCUAGCAGCAUGUGCAAUAGCUUGGUUGCUGAGAAGGCGUUACCUAAAACAUGCUAGGGAUGAGUACUUCCGAUUCAACGGAGGCUUUUUGCUAGAAAGAAUCCUAGCAGAAAAGGGAAAACAAACGGAGGGGAAAUUUUUCAAGAUUUUCUCUGAAAAUGAGCUGAAGAGGGCCUCCCGAGAUUAUUCAGAUGACAUGAAGCUUGGCAGCGGUGGUUCAAGAACAGUAUACAAAGGCAUCCUUUCGAAUGGUACAACUGUGGCUAUUAAAAAGUUCAAAGAAAUUCCCAUUGGAGUAGAAGGCGAGGAAUCAGUGAACCAGUUUAUCAACGAAAUCGUGAUUCUGUCUGGUCUUAAUCACAAAAACGUUGUCUGCUUGGUCGGAUGCUGCCUGCAAACACAAUCUCCUGUUCUAGUAUACGAAUUCGUUGGUGGGGGAACAAUUUCUCAACAGCUGAGUUGCGAAUUGGACCGCCCCAUUAUUCAUAGAGACGUGAAAUCAACUAAUAUUCUUCUCGACAAUACCGUCACCCCAAAAGUUGUAGAUUUUGGGAUAUCUCGGCUACUGUGUGGGAAUGAUACGCACCUCACCACCAAUGUCAUGGGCAUCUGCGGUUACAUGGAUCCUGAAUACUUUGACACGGGCUCGCUUACUGAAAAAAGCGAUGCAUACAGCUUUGGCGACAACUGCUUGACUGAUAUUUUGGAUCCAAACGUGAAGAACGAAGAGAACCAAGAUCAAGUAACUGUUGUGGCAAGUCUAGCUAGAGAAUGUCUUUGUCCGGAAGGAAGUGGAAGACCGUCCAUGAGAGAGGUGAAGAUGAGGCUUGAGGAGAUUGGAGGUUCCACAACACUCACCACAUCAAUUUCAUGUUUAAACGUCCCAGUCGACCAAAUUUCAGUUGCCUGCACUCAAAGUGGGUCGAUAAAUUCUUUGUUUCAGCUCACAGAGAUGUCCAGGAUUCAUGGACGCUGA